CGCCGCCUCCUCAGCCUUCGCCUCAGCCGCCGCCGCCGCCCGCUCCCGCCCGCGCGCGGCGGGAUGGACGAUCAAUCCAGGAUGCUGCAGACUCUGGCCGGGGUGAACCUGGCGGGCCACUCGGUGCAGGGGGGCAUGGCCCUGCCGCCUCCCCCGCACGGCCACGAAGGGGCGGACGGCGACGGCAGGAAGCAGGACAUCGGCGACAUCCUCCACCAGAUCAUGACCAUCACCGACCAGAGCUUGGACGAGGCGCAAGCAAAGAAACAUGCUCUGAACUGUCACAGAAUGAAACCCGCGCUCUUCAGCGUCCUGUGUGAGAUCAAAGAGAAAACAGGUCUCAGCAUCAGAGGAGCCCAGGAGGAGGACCCUCCCGAUCCCCAGCUAAUGAGACUGGACAAUAUGCUUUUGGCAGAAGGGGUUUCAGGUCCUGAGAAAGGUGGGGGAUCGGCGGCAGCAGCUGCAGCCGCAGCAGCCUCUGGAGGUUCUUCAGAUAACUCUAUUGAACACUCAGAUUACAGAGCCAAAUUGACCCAGAUCAGACAAAUCUAUCACACAGAACUGGAGAAAUAUGAACAGGCAUGUAAUGAAUUCACUACACACGUGAUGAACCUUCUCCGAGAGCAGAGUAGAACACGUCCCAUUUCCCCAAAAGAGAUUGAAAGAAUGGUGGGCAUCAUCCAUCGAAAAUUUAGUUCCAUUCAGAUGCAGCUCAAACAAAGCACUUGUGAAGCAGUUAUGAUUUUAAGAUCAAGGUUCCUUGAUGCCAGACGAAAAAGGCGUAACUUCAGUAAACAGGCCACAGAAAUCUUGAAUGAAUACUUUUACUCACACCUCAGCAACCCCUACCCCAGUGAAGAAGCCAAAGAGGAGCUGGCCAAGAAAUGCAGCAUCACAGUGUCACAGGUAUCCAACUGGUUUGGCAACAAACGAAUCAGGUACAAGAAGAAUAUCGGCAAGUUUCAGGAAGAAGCCAAUCUCUACGCUGCAAAGACAGCCGUGACAGCUGCACACGCAGUGGCCGCAGCCGUGCAGAACAACCAGACCAACUCGCCCACCACGCCAAAUUCUGGUUCUUCUGGUUCUUUUAACCUCCCAAAUUCUGGGGACAUGUUCAUGAACAUGCAGAGUCUGAAUGGGGAUUCUUACCAAGGGUCCCAAGUCGGAGCCAAUGUGCAGUCACAGGUGGAUACCCUCCGUCAUGUUAUCAAUCAGACGGGAGGCUACAGUGAUGGCCUUGGAGGAAACUCACUGUACAGUCCACAUAAUUUAAACGCUAAUGGAGGCUGGCAGGACGCAACAACUCCAUCUUCUGUGACUUCUCCUACAGAAGGCCCAGGAAGUGUGCACUCUGAUACCUCUAACUAAUCUCUGGCAACACUUUUCCCUGAGCUGACAUGCCUUGAUAAGUGCAUUCAGAGCAAUAGGAGGAAAAGGAAAGCGUUUUUGUAGCCCACCAUCUACAGCUUUACUGUAAAACCUUGUCUUAUUAGAGAACUUGGUAAAUCUGUUUUUUAAGGAAUCAUAAUCAUUUGUAUUUAUACUUAAAAACACACAAUGUUAAAAAAGCACUUUAUCCAAUUAGGCCAAGAUUUAACAUUGUUGACAGUCCUAUAGCUAUUUUAUCAUAAUUUAUUAUCAAUAUUUUACAUUAAUGGUUUCUCACUUGCCAAUUACUUGGCCUUAAGGGUAAAAAGUACAAUAUAUGCUAAACCUCAAUAACUAAAGCAGAUACAAAGACUCACCUCACCUAAAUUGAACUUCUUGCAUAUUUCCAUUGCAGACUUUGAUUGUCCUUCUUUCAUAUCACUAAUGGAGUUGGAAUAAAGGAGCUGUUUGGCUACCUGUUAA
Kogia breviceps (pygmy sperm whale) is the source of this 1851-nucleotide messenger RNA. It is a transcript of the gene PBX3, whose product is annotated as PBX homeobox 3. The record is from RefSeq and is a predicted model, not a curated record. Gene Ontology annotation, cellular component: nucleus. Gene Ontology annotation, biological process: embryonic organ development; animal organ morphogenesis; regulation of transcription by RNA polymerase II. Gene Ontology annotation, molecular function: RNA polymerase II cis-regulatory region sequence-specific DNA binding; DNA-binding transcription factor activity, RNA polymerase II-specific. Lineage: Eukaryota; Metazoa; Chordata; Mammalia; Artiodactyla; Physeteridae.